Molecule: messenger RNA, 3681 nt
Organism: Sipha flava (yellow sugarcane aphid)
Lineage: Eukaryota; Metazoa; Arthropoda; Insecta; Hemiptera; Aphididae
Exons: 21
Coding region: 68-3643 (1191 amino acids)
Biological process (GO): proteolysis
Molecular function (GO): calcium-dependent cysteine-type endopeptidase activity
Source: RefSeq, a predicted model, not a curated record
UCGUAUUAUAGUUAUUGAAUUCAACAAUCAUUUAAAAAUAAUAUUUUCUACCAAGUGCGAUAUAAAUAUGGCUUAUGAAAACUCUAUGUUUGUACCGCCGUGGCACGAGUGGUCGAACGAUUUCAUUGACGCUGAAAAAUGGAACAAAUUCAAUGACGAAUACGUGUUCAAACAUCCUGGCGGACACGAACGCCUACCGACGGAAAUCGCGGGCCAAGUCAAGAAAUGGGAGAGACCGGACAAGGUAUUCGGUAGCGCCAACGAACUUGUCGUCCAGACCAAAGUUAACUUAAACGACGUGUACAAUUUGCUGACCGUGAACAAAUCGCUGAUGGACGUCAAAGUUUAUCGAUGGAUACUGUACCACAUAAUGUUGUGUACGAGUCGCUUAAAAAACAAAUGGCCACAACCAUGGCACCCAUCUAAUCUGAUUUUCUCACGUUGUAAAGUCAAGGUAGCGUGGAACAAACAAUCGGAUUCCCAAUAUAAUCCAUAUGGAAAAUAUUGGUUGAAAUUGUUUUUUAUGGGAAAGUUUCGUAUGCUGUGUGUCAGCGAUCAUCUACCAUUAGACAACAACAAUCGAAUUUUACUGCCACUAUGUGAAAACAACAAAGUUCUUUGGCUUCCCUUACUUGUUAAAGGACUACUGCGUAUUUACGCAUUGGCCGACGAGUUUGAACAAUUCAAUACUAUAACAUGUCUUACUGGAUGGUCUUGUAUUGAAACCAAUUGCCAACGCAUUUCGAAAGAUGUCGUAUGGUCUUCAAUUAUAUCACAUUCGUCCAAUUCGAUUAUUAACACAGAACUAACGGACAGCAAAAAAAAAAUGAAAAAUAAAAUUUCUAUUCAAAAUAUUACUAAUAAGGAAUGUUUUCCGAUUAAAACUACCGAAGACACGCAAUGCUACUAUGACAAAACUAAUUUGAACUAUGACACAAGUCUCUCAAUGUCUAUAUUUAUUGUCAUCAAAUUAUCACCAACUGUCUACAAAAAGAAAAACCCUGAUUUAAUGAAUUUACAACCAAUAUUUUUAAAUAACAUUAAAUUAGCAAAAAACAAAUCAAUAGAACCAUGGAAAACAUAUCGCUGGAUUAAAUGGGCAGUCGAAAAUGAUAAGAUCAAACCACACGAGUUAGGUGAUGUUAUGAAAUUGAUAAAUAUUGAAGCACCUUGCACGGCCACACUGAAACAAACUUGUCCUCUGAUGAACGUUCUGAAUAAAUACAAAUCGCCUAAAAACGAAGUGCAAUACGAACUUGAUUUUCAAUACCUGGAACCAUUUAUGACUCAUAUUGAAUUCUACAUCAAACCCUAUGAAUCCUUUCCAUUUGUAAGUUCGAUAUACUUUCGAGACGAAGAAAGUCCGACGGACGGCAAAAGCAAUCUAUCAUUGAAAAAUGUCAUUCCGAUAGAUAAUGUUCACUGUUGCGUUUAUUUGCAUUUCGAAUCGCCUUACUGCGAAUCUAUACUGUUCACGUUAUCGGUUUGCGAAAAUUAUGCGAUCCACAACGGUAAUAUUGUAACAGACGCACCUUCGAACCAAAUCGCAGUCGAUUACUCAUUUGUUAUGGUGGAACAAUUUCUUUGGUACGAGACGAAACUCUCAGCACCUCUAUCUACGAUUCGCACCAGAGGAGUGUCAAACGACGUGAUAAAAUUUCAACCUGGAAUAAACGUGCUGAAAGUAUGGGGUGAACUACCAGCGAAGUAUUCACUGACAGCCGAGUCGACGGUUAACUUCUCUAUCUACCGAACGGUGCAAGCCGUCUAUGAAAGACUUAUCGAUCAUCCCACAUCGUUGACGUCUUUUCUCCUGCCUAUAAAUGAAUCAUUUUUAAAACUAUGUGCCACAACGCCAAAUACUGGUGAUCAUGGAAAACAUUUACUUAAUUUUUACUCUUCGUUUAUGCCACCGUGCGCAAAUCAAGAAAACGAACUGAAGAAAAUCGAAAGAUACUCGACUAUUUUACAAAGUGUCCAAGCAGCUGUAGAAGAAUGGAUUGAAAACAAAUUUCAAAAUGAUUUGAAUGGUAUGACAAAAAUGUACACGGAACUACAAGAAUUAUUUCAAAUAAAUUCAUUUGGACAAAAACAAAUUUUUAACUUAAAUGAAAAACUUAAAUUACAGCCAAAAGAAAAUCCAAUAAAAAAAAAAGAUGAAAAACCCAUAUCCACAAAAAAAUCAGUUUUUAAAUCAAAAUCAGCGGUAGUGAAAAACACGAUUAAUUUAACUACACCCAAAACAACUAAAAUUAACAUGCCAACAAUUUUAAAAGCAAAUAUGUUUGAAAUAUUAUGCCAAGUACUAAAUUCCGAAAAAAUUGACUUGGACGAGUACUACUUGAAAAAUGAUUUAUUUAACUAUGUAGUUAACAUUGUGUUUGACGAAAAAAUUGCAAAACUUGAUGAUCCAUUGUUGUUAUUUCGACUAGAACUCAAUACUCAUUCUAAUUUCGAACGUGUACCGACAAUUAUACAAUUUUCAAAUCAAGUUCAAAAUGAUUACGUUCCAAAUUUGAUUUUGAUUGACAACGAUUCUCUAAAAGAAGUCAUGCCAAUGAAUAUUGAUUUUAAUUUGUUUAUGAUUAACAGAACUACCAACGGAUACACGUUAUUAGGGUGGUUUUCAGAAAAUAAUACGGAUAUUAAAUUUUACAGUUUUAAACUUUUAUUUUUCGGACGACCAUACCAGAUAUUACAUUCAUGUGGAACGCUUAAAGAAAAAUUCUACAAAUAUAGCUCAACAAUAUGCGAUAACUUGUGCACACCCAAUUUUAAUUCUAAGCAUGUGAAAAAUAUAUUUUGUAAACCAAAUAUCAAUAACCUAUUGGCUAGGGUAUUUCUAAACAUUGAAAAUCCAGCAAGAUUCACGAUAUACUGUCAUCUAAAAGAUCUAGAUAAUGUAUCUAUGGAAAUUCGAGUGCUAAACAAAAAUAGUGACUCUACGGUCUUAGCAUCAUCUCGCGUAUGUGGAAAAACGGCAUUAAUUCCAGUUGUAUUUUUGGAUCCAUAUUUUAACGAAACAAAUACAAAUACUUCUACUGAUAGUACUAACAAUUCGAUCAAAAAAAAUUUUGUAAUCGAGGUUCUUUUAACCAAGAAUAUUGAAAUAAAUUAUUUCAGUACAGAUAAAUCAAAAAAUGAAUACGAUUGGACGAUUUCAUGCACUUACGAUCAAACACUUACAGAUAUUACAUUAGAAAUAGAUACCGCUUGGGAUUAUUUUCAAUUUUACAAUUCCACGCCACAUCAAAUAUCUACUGAGCAUUUGUCAGAGAACUCAGAAUUCGGUGUUCAGAUAGAAGAUAGUAAUAUUUCCCAACCUAAUUUGAGUUAUCAACAAACAUUGAAAUCUAUGAUGAUCACUAAAGACUUGUACAAACGAAAUUUCGUGGAUAAUUACACUAAAGAGUCUCGUAAAUCUCUACUUGAAAAAGAAAACAUAUUAAAAGAUAGAGUAUCUGAAAUAAUCGAAGAACAUAAUAUUUUCGUAAAUACUAUCAAUAAAAACAUUGAUUUAGAAAAUGAAAUCGCUCAAACUAAAUUUAAUAAUUCAUGCAUGCAAAUCUUAAAUUCAUUUGAAUUGCAGCGAAAAUCAUCUUUAAAUAUGAGGCCAUCACGAAUGUGGAAAAAGAAAACAUAAUUUGUCAGAAAAUGACUAAUUGUAAAAUUAUUAUUAUU